This is a messenger RNA of Closterium sp. Yama58-4, 555 nucleotides long. The record is from the annotation of a GenBank genome assembly. NCBI's taxonomy places the organism in Eukaryota, Viridiplantae, Streptophyta, Zygnematophyceae, Desmidiales, Closteriaceae.
AUGUCGAUCCAGAUGGCGGCGGCUGCUGCGGCGGCGGACGCGCAGAAUCGGCCCUCGAGAAUACCGAACCUGGCUCGAGCCGCGGCGCCCAUGAUGGCCGUGCCGCAUCAGCCAAUCGUCGUGGACCGCGAGAAGGUGCGCGCGCCAGUGUUGACUGUCAUUGGGUGGGGGAAAGGAGCGCGCUUCGGUGUUGCCUGUUUCUGGACGUGUCCGCUGCUGCUACGAGUGUUUCACAAGCACGGGGGGCAUCACGAUUUGGACGCAUUCGCAACAAGAGGUCAGGAGCCCAAGGAGGAGGUGCAGAUGUACACGUGGAAGGAUGCCACCCUGAGAGAACUGACGGAUUUGCUGAAGGAGGUGGUUCCAGAGGCUCGUCGGAGGGAUGCUCGGUUAUCGUUCGCGUUUGUGUAUCCAAAUAGGCAAGGGAGGAAUGUCAUGAAACAGGCCGGAAUCACCAACUCAAUGACCCGCAGACCAACACCGGAUGACAACAGGACGCUGCACGAGCUGGGGUUUCAGACGGGUGAUUUCCUAGAUGUCGCGAUUUUCACGUGA